AUGACGGUACAUCAGUAUGCUGCUAGGUUUACUGAGUUAUCCCGUUUUGCUACUUAUUUGAUUCCCGAUGAGGAAAAGAAAGCACGCAAAUUUGAGCAAGGACUGAAUGAGAAACUGUACGUGCGUGUGGUGGGUUUCCAGAUUCGGAACUUCUCAGAAUUGGUGGAUAAAGCAACAGUUUUUGAAAGAACCCUUCAAAGAAGCGCUGCAAUGCAUGAACAGAGAAAAAGGACUACUCCUACUGGGUACCAGUCUGGCAUGGAUCAGGGACCAUGGAAAAAGAGGAAUGAGGGUAGUAGUUCAGGGAAAAGGCUGGUUCAGAGUAAUCAACAGCCCUACCAGUGUAGGACAUGCAAUCAAGUGCACUCCGGAGAGUGCAGAAAAGGGGCGGGAUUGUGUUUUCGUUGUGGCAAAACAGGUCACUACAUCAGGGAUUGCCCAAUGCAAAAUAGGAACAACCAGACAUUCAUACCGCCACCUCAGAGGAAUGAAGUAUCAGCCCGGGGCAGCAAUCAACGUCCUACUGCGCCUGCUCGAGUCUUUGCACUAACACCUGGAGAAGUUGAGGGUAGGAAUGACGUGAUCACUGGUAUGACUCUUUGGUUUUACUUCAAGGAUUUAUAG
Messenger RNA from Juglans microcarpa x Juglans regia, 624 nucleotides. RefSeq lists its product as uncharacterized. The transcript has a single exon. Lineage: Eukaryota; Viridiplantae; Streptophyta; Magnoliopsida; Fagales; Juglandaceae. The coding region runs from base 1 to 624 and encodes 207 amino acids. The record is from RefSeq and is a predicted model, not a curated record. Gene Ontology annotation, molecular function: zinc ion binding; nucleic acid binding.